Lachnellula hyalina is the source of this 1086-nucleotide messenger RNA. RefSeq names its product alcohol dehydrogenase. The transcript has 7 exons. Bases 1 to 1086 code for a protein of 361 amino acids. The record is from RefSeq and is a predicted model, not a curated record. Gene Ontology annotation, molecular function: zinc ion binding; oxidoreductase activity. Lineage: Eukaryota; Fungi; Ascomycota; Leotiomycetes; Helotiales; Lachnaceae.
AUGGCAUCACCUGAAAUCCCAAAAACUUGCAAGGCAGGAUGUGUCUCCAAUAACGGGCCCGACUUUACUAUUUCCAUUGAAGACGUCCCAGUACCUGAACCUGGACCCAAUGAGCUCUUACUUCGUCUGAACGCAACGGGAGUCUGCUACUCUGACCUGCACUACAUGAUGGAAGACCUAGACAUGCCGACUAUGCGGCAAUCUGCUAUACUCUCCCCGGGUCAUGAAGGAGCGGGAGUCGUUGUGAAAGUUGGACGCGAUGUGAAGAGUUGGAAGGUGGGUGAUAGAGGUGGAGUGAAGCCGAUAUGGGACGUCUGCGGAGAUUGUGAGUUAUGUUGGGACGGGACGCACGAGACAUAUUGUUCGAAGGCUGUCUUCACUGGUUUGGCUGUUCCUGGCACAUAUCAGCACUACAUCACAUCCCCGGCAAAAUACACGACGAGGAUUCCAGACAAUGUUGAUGACUUUACAGCUGGACCAAUUAUGUGCAGUGGCUCUACGAUUCAUACCAGUCUUGUGGCUUCUCAGCUGAAAGCUGGUAAUUGGGCUGUGUUUCCUGGAGGGGGAGGUGGAGUAGGCCACAUGGGCAUACAACUUGCGCGAGCAAUGGGUAUGAGAGUCAUUGCCAUCGAUGGGGGAGAACAGAAGCGCGCUCUGUGUCUUGACACUCUCGGCGCUGAGGCUUUCAUCGAUUUUACGCAGGUCAAAGACGUUGCCGCCGAGGUAGUCCGCAUCACCGACGGAAAGGGUGCCCACGGUAUCUUUGUAACUGCUGGUAACAAAGCUGCGUAUGAGAGUGCGCCGAGAAUGGCGAGAAUUGGGGGCAAGGUCAUGUGUAUCGGACUCGCUCCUAGUGGGACUGCAACUGUUUGUGCUGAGCCAGGCUGGUUCAUCUUCAAGAAUCUCCACGUUAUUGGAACGAUGGUGGGCUCGACGAAAGAUACUGAUGCAGCGCUGGAUUUCGCUGCUCGAGGGUUAUUGAAACCUAUAUAUGAGAAAUUCCCGAUUAGCAAGCUCCCAGAUGCAGUUCAGAAAUUGAGGGAUGGAAAGGUAGCUGGUAGAUGUGUUGUGGAUUUCAAUUCAUAG